This is a messenger RNA of Quercus robur (English oak), 840 nucleotides long. RefSeq lists its product as uncharacterized. The transcript has a single exon. The record is from RefSeq and is a predicted model, not a curated record. The coding region runs from base 1 to 840 and encodes 279 amino acids. Lineage: Eukaryota; Viridiplantae; Streptophyta; Magnoliopsida; Fagales; Fagaceae.
AUGGAUUUCGCACAGUUACUACAACUUUCACUCUUUUCCCAAAUUCUCUCCUCCUCCAUGGGUGACCACGAUGACUGUGUUACUCAUCCCUAUUACUAUGUGUCUCUCGUGAUUGCCACUUUGAUCGGUGCUCUUACCUCCUACAUGUUUACGAUAAUGUACCAUCCUGAUCCAGCCUUAACUGCCGCCUCCGCUUUCGCUAAUAAUACCCAAGCAAACAGCGCUCCUAAUACUGGCGGCGGUCAUAAUACUGGUUCGGGCUCCGGUGGCCAUGCUACUUCAGCCUCCGGUCAAAACUCCGAUUCUAUUGCUGUCCAAGCUGCUGCGGGCUCCGGUCUAAACUCCGAUCAUUCCACCCGCCAUGUUUUGGGCCCCGGUAGAAGCUCCGGUGGACGCUCCAAUGCUGCUUUGGGCUCCGGUAGAAGCUCCGAUGCUACUUUGAGCUUCUACUCCGUUGCUACUUUGGGCUCCGGUAGAAGCUCCGAUGCUGCUUUCAGCUUCGGUCAAAAUUCCGAUUUUAUUACUAUCCAUGAAGCUGCGGGCUCCGGUCCAAACUCUGAACGUUCUACCGGCCAUGCUUUGGGCUCCGAUGGACCCUCCGAUCCUACCACCGAUCAUGCUGCUUUGGUCGCAGGUACAGACUCCGGUUGCCAUGCAACUUUGGACUCCGGUCCAAGCUCCGGCCCAACCACUGCCAUUGCUGCAUCGGGCUCCGGUCCAAGCUCCAGCCCUACCACUGACCAUGAUGCUUCGUGCAAAGAUCCAACUGCUGCUUUAUUCAACGCUACUUUCUUCAACGCUGUUCCAUUAUCAUCGGAUUCUGAUGAUGAAGCGCAUUGA